Molecule: messenger RNA, 5534 nt
Organism: Lytechinus pictus (painted urchin)
Lineage: Eukaryota; Metazoa; Echinodermata; Echinoidea; Temnopleuroida; Toxopneustidae
Exons: 3
Coding region: 354-842 (162 amino acids)
Source: RefSeq, a predicted model, not a curated record
GUCUCCUGUGGCGGUCCAUUCUGUUUCAGAGUAUCGAUCUCUAUUGUGACUGCAAUCCUGUAGGGGGAAGUGUCCUUUGUGCAAACUCCUUGGGCUGGUUUCUCAAUCUUGAUUAUUGAUCAGUGGCGGAGAAUUACAUAAAACCCUGUUCCCCCGCAGUUCUAAGCAGUUCUCUGUACCCCGAUGUACACAAGGCCGGCCGGUUCAUGCGGGUCACAUGGACAACUAACGUCCUCUGUGAAGAUUCAAGUGCCGUCAAAAUUUUGGAAAGUAGAGUUCAAUUGGAAGGUCACAGGCAGUAUCAUCGGACUAGACUUGCUCAGUAUCGGUCGGACAUUGAUUAAGACGGAAAGAUGGCUACAAUUCCCACGGGUACAAUCUUAGCAGCACAGAGGUGUCGUGAGGUACAGCGUCAUCAGAAAUUGGCUUCGUUGCGGUCAGAGCCCAUCGGUAUUGCUGGGUCUCCGAUAGGAUCUCCAGACUGCACACCUCCGGCUAGCCCAAGAAAAACAGAGUCUGGUGUUAACACAUUUGCCAAGCUCUACCAGCUGAUCCACCCCCGCUCCAUGCCCCAGGAAGGGGAGAUAGGGGCUCCUGGUAGCCCCCGCCAAGGGGCAUCCCAUUCCAAAUUCUCCCAGCUCCUUCACCAUCGCUCCAUGUCCCACGAGAGCGAUGCGACGUCCCCUCCUAUGAGUCCUACCAGCCCAGGAUUAGAUGCAUCCCAUUCCAACCUUUCUCCCAUCAUGCAUCACCAGGAGACAUCGGUCGGAGGGUCAGCGAGCGGCCACACCCAGAGCCUGGAGGCGUCACACCACACCUCCUCCAUCACCUCCAUGACGUAGAUUAACCAUACAUAAAACCCAACCAAGACGUCGUCGCGCUGCCAGGCACGACCCAACAUACCCACAGAGCUCUUUCUCCGAGUGAAACUGGAAAAGGAACCUGUGUUUUGUUGCAAUAUCAUAUAUGCUAAAGAUAUACUUGUAGAAAUGCCAUGUUGUGCACUGUAUGGUGCUUUAGUGCAGACCCCUAUUGGGGCAUUGAUUUGUGUGUGUGUGUGUGUGUUGUCUGUGUAAAAUAUAGUGAAUAUAUGUUUUUUAAUGGCAGUUAUAGAGUUGAUUUUCACUUUAAACAGUAACAUUCUUUUUCUAUCAUUGUGCUAUUGAUUGCUAUGAGGGCCCCAUAGAUUUUUGAACUAUUUGUGGCAGAUAUACCACCCAAAGAUUUUCUUUGCCCGAUCUGAGUGACCCUAUUAUUUGAGUUACCUCACAGAAAGUGUUGGCAGUAGAGGGCAUGCUCUACCACAAGUUGGCUUUUGGACAAAUAAGAGCUUCAGCAGAUGAUUUUGCAAUUAUUUUAGUUCUUUAAACUUGGAAUAAACAUGGACUGUAGUGCCUUACUUCCUGAUCUGUCUUUUUGCAGAACAACAACAAAAUGGGGUAAAAUAUUACUUUAUUAUUAUUAUCAUAGAUUUAAAACAUAUAUAAGGUGUGUAAUCUUAUUUACACAUUCUCCUAUAAAAAAUUAAGAAAAAAGGAUGUCAGAGUAUGGGCUCUAAAGAAGACUUGUGGAAAUUAUGUUUCUAAUAUCUUUCUGUUUUCUAUAGAAAGUUUUUCUCUUUUAUGAUAUUGAGUAAAAAAAUUGGAAAUUGUAUAUGCAUGUAUAUGAAAACAUGUCAUGUGAUUGUGAAUAGAUUGCUCGUAUUUGUUUGUAGUUCUUUUAAAAGCGAUGUGAUAUUGAUGUAUUAUCAAACAGAUCAUGUGGGUAGUUAUCCAAAGAUUGAACAUUCUGCAUUCCACAUGGUUGUGCGAACCAUUAAUUUAUCAAGAUGUUGCUGAAGUACUGUAUAUUCAGAGACCAAUUUUGUGAAACUAUGUUCAAAUGAAACUUUUCUGAAGGUGCAAAAGGUGUUUUGGGGCCGUGUUCAGUAAAAAAAUAGUGGGUAUAUUAAAGUGAUCUAUAGCAAUUGCCCUGGAAAGCAAGUACCUCUUUCUAGGGAUGUAGUUGAGGCAUGUCUCAAGGUCACAUUUUGCCGGCCUUGGCCCUAGCUUUAGGCCGAGUCACAUGUAAAAAGUCUAUGGGAGGUUUCCUCCAGUACGUGAUUCAGAAAUUCCGGCCUCCAGCAGCACAUCCCUGCCCCUUUCCUAAAAUAUCUUUCUGGUUUGCCAAAAUGUUGAUGUGAAACCACUUAGGUUGUCUAAAUAUUUGUGCCAGGCAGUGUUGGUUCCGGCGAGGAAGCCAGCUCAAAUCUAAAGCUUGUACGCUUGCCUGUGUUCGUGGUUACGCCUGGUGCUUUUGCCUGCUCCAAAAAAGCUUUGGCCUGCCAUCUUGGCCGAGUGAAAGACUUGGGUUGAACAGGUUUUGACAAGCCAGAGGAUCAUUUAAGCUGACCCAAAUCUCUGUUUUGAUGGGAUUGGGGUUUCAAAUUGGCAACCGGAUGGGCAAUUCAUAAAGAUGUUGGUAAUUUACGAGCGACUGACUGGUGAUCCUUUCUUGUGUUGAAUGAUAUACACCAUCCAUUGAUAUUGAUUUAGUGCUUAAGAAAGGAUCACCAGUCGUUCGUGAAGUCGCUCUUAACUUAUGAACAGCUUUAUGAAACACCUGCAUGUACUAGUUUUACUUAAAGAAAUAGAGCUAGUUAUAUUGCUAAUCAGUAUUUUUAUAAAAAGAAAUUUGGAUGUGAAUCAAAUUCAUAGAGUCUAUUUAUUUCAAAGCCAGAUAUAUCAUCUUUGAUAUGGAGAUGCAAGAAAUCCAAAUUGUGGAUAAAAACAGUAUUUUGUACAUAUAAUUAUGAGAACUUUGUUUAAUAAUGAAUCACCAUUUAACAAUAAGAAGACUUGUGUUGAGAAAAUCAUGGAAUAAAAUACUUGUUGCACAAUAUUUUAGAGUUUUAUUUGAAAACGUUCAAUGUUCUAGGUGAGGUGAAAUAUAUAUACGAUGUAAAAUGAUUCUAUUUUUUGAAAAAUAUACAUGGGUUGAAACCCAAUUGUAAUAUCUUUUGUACCAUAAAGCCGAUGACAUAAUCAUUAUAAUAGUUUAUCUAUUUUAUUUUGGGGUAUACUAGAGUAGUACCUCAUGUUAUAGAUGCUAAAGGACAAGUCCACCCCAACAAAAAGUUUAUUAGAAUUAAAAGAGAAAAAUCUAACAAGCAUAACACUGAAAAUUUCAUCAAAAUUGGAUAAGAAAGUUGUAACAUUUUAAGUUUCGCUUAAUUUCACAAAAUAGUUAUAAAAUAUGUACAUCCUGGUCGGUAUGCAAAAUAAGGGAACUGAUGACAUCACUCACUAUUUCUUUUGUAUUUUAUGAUAUGAAAUAUUCUAUUUUUCUCCUCAUCAUCCUGUGAAACAAAGUUUUAUUUGUGCCAGAACAUGUGGAAUUACCAUUGUUUAAUAUGUUAUGGUUCAGUCAAGUUGGUCCUUAAUGUCACAUCUGUAAAAAUGGAAAUAUUGUAUAAUUCAAAAAAUCAAAAACAUAAGAAAUAGUGAGGGACAUCAUUGAUUUUCUCAUUUGCAUGCAACUAAAUUGUGCAUAUAACUAUUUUGUAAAGACAUAAGUGGAACUUUAAAUUGUCAUAACCUUAUUUUACAUCCAAUUUUGAUGAAAUUUUCAGCAUUAUGCUUGUUUAAUUUUUCUCUAUUGAUUUAUAUCAACAUUUUUCUGAGGUGGACUUGACCUUUAAUAGUGCCUAUCAUGACAUUUAUCAUUCUCAGAGAUCAAGUUUUCAUAUUUUCAUUUGAAACUAACCAUGUUUUAGAGCUUUUUUAACAUAAAUUUUGUUAUAUGUGAAUAACAUAAUAGUAUUAUCUUCCGAGAGAAUCACGGAUCAGGGAUUUUGACCAAUGAUACUGCCAGUGAUUAAUUGAUUCAGUAUUGUUAUCUUGAGAGUUACUAAUAAUCUCAUAUCAAAAUUAUGACUUGCCUUUCCCCUCUUAACAAAUAGAAUUAACAAAAUAUAAUUUUGACUCUUUAUUUGCAAUACAAAAUCGACAAUGUAUUCCUUAUUCUUAGCUUAAAAUAUACAAUAUAUAAAAAAAUACAGUAAAAACAUUAAACGCGAGUACACUAACAUUAGAAUUAUAUAUUUCUACUGAGAUGGUAGCCAUAUUUAAGCCAUAUUUACAACCGACCCAAGGGAAAUAUUCAGGGAAUAUUUAGGAUUUGUCCCCCAUAGAAAUAAGUAAAUAACAUGUGUGUAUCAGCAACAUAAAACAUUUGCACUAUUUAAUUGUAAUUGAUGUAUAUUGUACAGGAAAUGUUCAUGAUUUCAUCAAGAGAAAUAAUUUUCAUGUACUGCAUGUAUCUAUUAAAGAUAAAAUAUUCAGAAAUGUAAAUAACAAGUGAAAGUCAUUUUGAAAUGAAAGGAGGCAGUAUAAAAAUAUGGGGGAGCUAUCUACUUCUGUUUGAUAUUCGGAGGAUUAGAUACAUAGUUGUCAUAUUUAGGUGCAUUUGAUGCAUGUUUCAUUGUGAUUAAUAUAGGCUAUGUAAAUAUGAAAUCUGUCUAUAUUGGUCGUUACCGACAAAGGGCCUUUUCACACAUGAAUAUUGAAUCAUCAUUGUAAUGGUGAUUGCAAUUCAUCUUUAGAAUCAUCGGACCUUUCACACGGAAAAUUUGUACCGUAAUUUUAGUGAAACCUUAACUGGAAUUCAGUUCACCUCCGUAGUAGAAUUUGAAUUCAUGAUUGUGAUUAGCAUUCAUGAUUCUAGUUUGGUUUCACAUGUGCUAAAAAUUUGUCAUUAGCCUUAUUUUUCACUGGAAUCAUCAGUCAAAUUACAAUUUUUUUUCCUGUGUGAAAGGGCGGUUAGAUUUACCAAAAAUUUGAGAACAAAGUUAUUCAAUUAAUGAUAAUCGUUUCCCCCUUGAAUAUUAAAGAUCCUACCCAAAUUUAUAUUUUCAUACACCAUGCAUCAUUUAUGUAUUGAAGGAAAUAUAAGCUAUUACUAUCAUAUGAAGUAUUAGGGAUUAUGGGUGAGAAAACAUGUGCUGCAAGAUGCCGCCUUCUUGCAUUCAAUGUUAUUUUUUUUUAUCCAGUCUUCAUAUAUUUAUAUUAAAAAUUCAAAUUAACACAUGGAAAUUCACCCCAAGUCCACAAUAAAGCAAUAUGUAAGAGUGUCUACAUAUAUCAGUAUUUAGUCCAGAGGGUCAUUCGAUUUGGGGGCAUGAAGAAACUUAUUUUUUUUAAAUAUGCCCCAUUGUACUGUUGAACAUUCUGUCCAAGAUAGGAUUUUUUUUUUCAUUUUUCCUGAAAAUAAAUAAAAUGUAUUAAAUGUUUUUCAGAGAAUAUAUUUUGAAGUGUGUAAAUGCAUCCAGUAAUUCAUGCAUGAACUUUUUCCCAUUAUCCAUUAGACUAUCAUCUUGGUCAUUGAUUUUUAAGAUUUUUUUUCAGCGUGUUUUUAUCCAAACAUUGAUUUGUGUGGACAAUACAAUGCCAGACUUUAUCAUUCUCUCCAUGUUCUUUUGUUUUUUGUUGUAUUUUACCACUUUUCCUGCCAAAGAAAUGAGAAUAAAAGUUUUCAAAUAUGCUGAGGAUCAAAAA